CACUCAGCCAUUGCUCAGCACUGCUGUCGCGUUAUGGCCGACGAAAGUGCGAUUCCCGUACGCGUCGGACACUACGAGUUGGUCCGCACUAUCGGAAAGGGCAACUUCGCGGUCGUUAAGUUGGCGCGCCAUCAGAUCACGAACGCCAAGGUGGCCGUGAAGGUGAUCUCAACGCGCGCGCUCGACGCGGACCAGUUGCGCAAACUGCAGCGCGAGAUCGACAUCAUGAAGCGGACGGCGGCUCACAAACACAUUCUCCGUCUCUACCAAGUGAUGCAGUCCUCCUCCCAUCUCAUGCUCGUCACGGAGUUCUGCGCGGGAGGAGAGAUCUUCGACCAACUCGUCGCCAACGGCCGCAUGACCGAAGUCACGGCUCGCGACUACUUCCGCCAAAUCGUGGACGCCGUCGACUUCCUGCACGCGCAGGGCAUCGUUCACCGCGACCUCAAGGCUGAGAACCUCUUGCUGUCGGCCGACCUCAAGGUCGUCAAACUCGCCGACUUCGGAUUCUCCAACUACUUCUCGCGCGACGCCCUCCUCAGCACGUGGUGCGGGUCUCCGCCCUACGCGGCGCCCGAGCUGUUCGAGGGCCGGCACUACUCGGGGCCGAAGGCGGACAUCUGGUCGCUGGGCGUC
This is a messenger RNA of Oppiella nova, 636 nucleotides long. Lineage: Eukaryota; Metazoa; Arthropoda; Arachnida; Sarcoptiformes; Oppiidae. The record is from the annotation of a GenBank genome assembly.